Saccostrea cuccullata (small rock oyster) is the source of this 3913-nucleotide messenger RNA. RefSeq names its product receptor-type tyrosine-protein phosphatase epsilon-like. NCBI's taxonomy places the organism in Eukaryota, Metazoa, Mollusca, Bivalvia, Ostreida, Ostreidae. The record is from RefSeq and is a predicted model, not a curated record. The coding region runs from base 418 to 2754 and encodes 778 amino acids. The transcript has 23 exons. Gene Ontology annotation, biological process: protein dephosphorylation. Gene Ontology annotation, molecular function: protein tyrosine phosphatase activity.
AAAGAUCAAGAAGUAUAUGGACCAGACUGUUCCAUCUCCUGUCCUGAUAAUAACUGUCGUUAUUGUCACAUAGAGACAGGUGCUUGUCAGGGGUGUAAACCUGGGUAUAAGGGACAUCACUGUGAACUACAGUGUGAUGAUAGCAGAUAUGGUCAAAAUUGCGAACAGACCUGUGGAACGUGUCUGGGAUAUAAACAAUGUCACCACAUCAAUGGAUCGUGUCUUGAAGGAUGUGAUGUAGGAUUUGAAGGAGAUAAUUGCACAACUGGUUGUUCAAGUGGAAAAUUCGGCAUUAAUUGUAAAUAUGAUUGCAAUGAGAAAUGUGGCGUUCCGUAUGAAUGCAACGUAACGACAGGGGAGUGUGAGGGUGGAUGUCAACCAGGUUGGGAGGGACUUCAAUGUACAAAGGAGUGCAAAAUGAACAAGUAUGGUCCUGGCUGCAAUUUAUCAUGUGGUUAUUGUCUGAACACAACAUGUCAUCAUAUUAACGGAACAUGCCCGUAUGGAUGUAGUAAUGGAUACGUAAACCUAAACUGCACAACAAAAUGUAGUCCGGGGAAAUAUGGCUUUCAGUGUAUGGAUAACUGCAGAGAAACUUGUAUGAAUAACAUUUGUGACCCAGUUAAUGGUAACUGUGAUGAAGUAAAGGAUACUUUACUUGGUGGUAGUAAUGAUGACAAUAUAGGGUUGAUCGUUGGCGGAAUUGCAGGAUUGGUCAUCGCUAUUUUAGUUAUAGUGAUAGUGGUUGUCGUUUUUAAAAGACGCAGUGUACGAAAAACAGAAAGAAAAGGUGGAUUAGAAAAAGGAGCAAGUAGUUCUGAAAAGAGAAUGCUAGGGACGGGCUUCGGUAGCAUUGGUUCAGAACCAGAACCUCCUUUUAGCCGUGAAAAUACAUAUCUGGAAACAGAUGAUGAAAAACGGUCGAAACAACAGAAGAAGAGUGAUGAUCAUGAAGUGGAUGUAGAUGACGAUGAGAAAAUACACUCAGAAAAUCCAUAUGGGGAUUUUUAUGCAAACGAACCAAUGAUUCGUGAGAUACCCUUAAAUCAGCUUGAAUCCGUCAUUGCUGAAAAUAGAAAAAAUGGAGAUGACGGUUUUAAGAAAGAAUAUGCGACAUUACCAUAUGGAGAAAUAUACAAGUGUGACGCCGGAAAGAGUGAAGAAAAUAUGAUUAAAAAUAGAUUUAAAACAACUUUCCCCUAUGACCAUUCAAGAGUCAUAUUAAAGUCAGAGACAGGAUCGGAUUAUAUAAACGCUAAUUAUAUAGAGGGUGCUGAGAAAGACAAGGAAUACAUUGCUACACAAGGACCAAGACAAAACACUGUUGUUGACUUUUGGACAAUGAUUUGGCAGGAGCAUGUGGAGGCCAUUGUAAUAUUAACUAAUUUGAAGGAAGGGACAAAAACUAAAUGCACCCAGUACUGGCCGGGGCCAAAUAAACACACCAGUUACGGAUGUCUGUCUGUUAAGAUGGUGGAAGAAAAAGAAUACGCAUUCUACAUCAUUCGAAAGUUUACAAUAUUUCAUAAAGAGACGAAGAACAAACGUCACGUUACACAAUACCAUUACACAGCGUGGCCAGACCACGGGACCCCGGAUCCUCUUUGCCUUGUUAUCUUCCUUGAUCACGUGACUAGGACAGUGUACAAUCAAAAACACUCCCCAACAGUUGUGCAUUGCAGCGCGGGAAUAGGGAGAACUGGGACAUACAUAGCAAUAGACGUUCUGAACAAAAAAGCAAGAAAGACAGGGAAAGUUAACAUAGCAGAGUAUGUCAAGAAGAUGAGAGAAAGUAGGAUGAACAUGGUCCAAACAUAUGAACAGUAUAUGACGAUUUUUCUUGCUCUAAACGAAAUAUUCAAAUCCCCAGUCAAAAGCAUCACCGUUGAUGAAUUCACCAAAAAGGCUGAAACUUUGACCACUGACAAAGUUGCUAAUCAGAGUGCACUUCAAAAGGAGUUUCAGCGUUUGAUGAAUAUUCGACCCAAAUACGACGACACAGCCUUUAAGAUAGCCAAAGACGGCUGUGGUGACAUUUAUUUCAACGGUAUAUUGCCAUUGGAUAAAUAUAGCAUUCACCUUUCGUCUGUUGUACCUAAGAGAGGAAACUUCAUCAAUGCAGUCAUUGUGCCUUCACAUACUAACGAUAUAGCCUUUAUUGUGACGCAAUAUCCGGCUGAGGAGGAUGCUGUUGAUUUCCUGCGCUUGCUCAGUGAUCAUGAAUCUGACACAGUCGUUUGUAUGGAUCCUCUGAACAAGAUUAGCUCGAGUAAGGCGUGGUUUCCCUGCCUUACACCCUCCUCAAAAACAGUCAAUCCUUUCACUGUUCAAUUUCAAUCAAAAUCCGAAACUGACGUCAACACCACUAUUGUUCAUAUUCGCCAAGAAAAUAGAGAAAAGAAGGUUCAACCCGUGACUAUAAUAGAACCGAAGGUCGACAUUAAAACAUCUGGAACUCCUCUAGACACAUCUCAACUUCGGAGUCUUGUUUCUGCCACACUGCGCACUGAGACAGAAAAUCCUAUCACAAUUGUCAGCAGUGACGGUGCUGUCUUAUGUGGAGUUUUCUGUGCCGUUCAUAACGCGAUUCAACAAAUUAAGAUGGACAACAGCGUGGAUGUAUUCACAGCUGUCAGACAAUUACAAGUGAGAAGACCAGAGUUCUGUUCAAAUAUUGGUGAAUAUCGCUUCGUGAUAAAAGCCGUAUGUGAUCACAUCCAAAGUUCAAGCGAAAGUAUUUACUGCAAUCAAUGAGAAAGAUAAAUCAGAAAGAGCAGUUACUAGUAGCAAACUUUUUUUGUUUAGAAUGGAAUAUCAACACAAACAGCCUGUUUAUGUGCAGACUUGGAGUAAACAUUACAUUUUAUUGUAGCAUUCUUUUCAUAAUAUUUUUACAGCUGAAGAUAUCUACAGUCUUAUGAAAGCUUUUAAUUACGCAAUACAAGCAACAGUUGUUACACACUUAUUCUUUUUUUUUGGUUGACAAUAAUCGGCAUUUAGCAUUUAUGUUCAUAUCUAAGCAUUCUAUAUUGUUUCUUUUUUAUAUUAAUGAUUUAUGUAUAGUCAAGGAAAAAUAAUCAAAAACAAAAUGCUUUAUUGGUAUUUAUUUUAUAAUUUAUUUACUUGCAUUUAUUUAUCUUGCAAUAUAAGAAGUUAUGAAAAAAAAACUGCCAAUUCAUCGCAGUUGUACAGUUGUUGUUACAAAAUACAUAUGAUAAUUUUAGACAUUCAUUUCAUUUUUUUUUUACGUUUUUACAUGUAAAACAUAAAAAACUUUAUCAUCAAAAUACAUGUGACGAUUGUAAUUUCAUUCGAAUGGAUUUUUCUUUUUACUUCAAUCUACUUUUAAACACUGCCGAAGUGGAAACUUUGUAAAGUUUUGUCAUUUAAAAGCACUUUUACAAUUAAAGUUACAGAGUUUAUACACGGCAAACAACGCACAAUGUAACAACAAAAAAGUACGUCAUUGCAUUUUGUAUUAAUCUCGAAGAAAAAUACAAUAAUACAUCAUGUAGCAAUCCCAGUUUCAUAUAUUUGGGUUGAUAUUGCAUUUUGCGCUGAAACACUGUAAAGCACUUAUACACUUUCAAUAUCUUUCUGUUUAAAUGUAGCUUUAUUUCAAAUUGCUAAAAAUGUCUAUCAAUAAUUAAGUAAGAAUUCUAUUUUUUUUGUUUAAACGUUUUACUGAAAUCACUAUGCUUUAUAUUUUUUUUAUCUAAUAAUUGUUCCUACCACUGCUAAAAAGUUUAUGAUUGUGAUUUUAAAAUACAUGUCUGUUAGCCUUUCAUGGACUUUCCCUUUUUUAAUAUCCUUCUAUAAAACUGUGCAUAUUACAAUGCUUUAGGGAAAUCUUCAUACUGAUUUUAUUCUUCAGAAAUAUUAUACUUUUUAUUUUUUAUUUAAAUAAUUGUAU